AUGGGCAAGGAGGAAAAGCUGGUUGUACUGGUGGCUGCCGGACAAGUUGUUCCCACCAAGGGGGCCAUCUUCAAGGCCAGAUGGCAACUCGCCAACUAUCUACAGCGGGUCAACACAGCUCUCUCCAUGAUUAAUCUGUCUCUCAAUCAGCCUCUACACUCGCUCACCAGGGACGCAGCCACGCCCAACGUCAUGUACAAGGCCAUUCUACAACACUUUGAUAGUCCUGAUGUCAACCGCGACCUACAUGACUUUGCUGAGCUCACCAACAUCAAGAUGAGUGACAUGGAGACAAUCAUUGGCUACAUCAACUGA
Molecule: messenger RNA, 315 nt
Organism: Acanthamoeba castellanii str. Neff
Lineage: Eukaryota; Discosea; Longamoebia; Acanthamoebidae
Exons: 1
Coding region: 1-315 (104 amino acids)
Source: RefSeq, a predicted model, not a curated record